Molecule: messenger RNA, 4179 nt
Organism: Lottia gigantea (owl limpet)
Lineage: Eukaryota; Metazoa; Mollusca; Gastropoda; Lottiidae
Exons: 2
Coding region: 1-4179 (1392 amino acids)
Biological process (GO): retrograde transport, endosome to Golgi; intracellular protein transport
Cellular component (GO): Ric1-Rgp1 guanyl-nucleotide exchange factor complex; cytosol; Golgi membrane
Molecular function (GO): protein binding
Source: RefSeq, a predicted model, not a curated record
AUGUAUUUUCCAAUUGGAUGGCCAAAGUAUCUGAAAAUAGACGAAGUUUCUUCCAGUCCCAUACGUUAUAUUGUUAGCAGUUGUGAUCGGAUGCUGUUUGCUGUGAUCUCAGAUGACUGUCUAUCAUUAUGGUAUUCAAAGCCAUGUGUUAAAAUAGUAACACAUUCACAAUCAAAGAAAACUUUAGCGAAAUUUGGAACAUAUAUGGCAGCAGAAUGGAAACCAGAUUCCUCAAUGAUAGCUGUUAUAACAUCCAAUCAUCAUGUUGUUUUCUAUCGAGUUGAAAUAGACAUAUCAGUGCCAAAUCAUCACUGUUUGUAUGUGCAACAUGAGGGAAAAACACCUCAAAAUCCACGUUUCAAUAUAAAUGGUAUCCUUGAUAGCGACAGUGUUCCUGCUAUUAAAUUGAUAUUUGAAACAAGCGUGACUUUAACAACUGAUAUAGCGUGCUGUUUGUGUGUAAGAGAUGAAAUUCUUAUAAGUACUGUGGAUGGAUUUUUGAAUAGGUUAAAAUGGAAUGGCAAUAAAAAUGAAAAAGCAACUUUACAUUUAAGUGAUAUUCCAGUUUCUGUUGACCUUCAACAAUUUCGUGCUUCAAAAUUAACUGAAAGUGAUGGUCAUGCUGUUAAUAUGGAAUAUAGCCCAACUCUUGGAGGAUAUAGUUUAGUGUUAUCUAGUGGAAAAGCCUUAUUCCUCAUUCCACCGUCAACUAGAGCUGAAAGAGCUACAGCCCAUGCUGUUAGAGCUCAGGAUUUGAGUGAUGCUGUGACAGUAGCUGUUAAUCAUAGAUAUCGUCUUAUUGCAUUUGGUUGUUUAACUGGUGAAGGAAUUGUGUACACAAUAGAUGAAGCAGUAGGAGCGUUGGAAGUUUCUCAUAAACUUAUCAUAUCUAGUAAAGAAUUUCCAGAUGUUGGAAAUAUAGCUGGUUCUGUUAGUUGUCUAAAAUGGACUCCUGAUGGCACUGCCUUAGCUCUUACUUGGAAAAAUGGUGGCUUCUCUUUGUGGAGCGUAUUUGGUGCCUUACUUGUGUGCACACUUGGUGGGGACUAUGUAUUUCAGAAAGAUAGUUCUCUGCUAUACCCUUAUCCUGUCACCUCCUUAGAGUGGGGAUUAGAGGGAUAUCAUUUAUGGAUGGUGUGUGAAAGUGCUACUGAUUCAAAAUCACAUACUGAAGAUGACUUACCUUCUUCUUCAAUUGAAAGUUCCAAAUCAGAACUGAUUCAGUUUCAAUUUGUCAAGAGUGCGUUGUCAGUGAAUCCCUGUGUAGGAAAUCAUGAACAUGUAUUUCUACAAGGAGAAGAUAAACUUUAUAUGAGCACUAGUGACACUGUAUCUCGUCAUUCUCCACAGCCAAAAGGUGAACAAUCUAAUAUUGAUAUUGGUAAUAAAAAUUGGCAAGUUAUACCUAUAUCUCAUAAUUACACAGCAGCUAACUGGCCUAUAAGAUACUCAGCUGUAGACCGUGCAGGUCAGUGUAUAGCUGUUGCUGGUAAAACUGGCUUUGCUCAUUAUGCACUCUUUCACAGAAAAUGGAAAUUGUUUGGAAAUGAAACUCAAGAACGUGAUAUGGUUGUUUCUGGGGGUAUUACGUGGUGGAAAGAUUUUAUAUGCUUGGCAUGUUACAAUAUUCCAGGCCAGCAAGAUGAAAUUAGAUUUUACCCUCGAAACUGUAAACUUGAUAAUACAUUUGCCCAUGUCUGCAAGGUACCAUCACAAGUUUUGUUAUUGAACACAUUUAAAGAUACUUUGAUAAUAUUUUGUGCUGAUAGCCAUGUGAUGCUAUUUGGAAUUGAACGGAAAAACACUCAACCAAAUCCAACUGUGGUAGUACAUAAAAUUCAAGAAGUUUCACUUAGUAACUUUAUUCCUCAUCCGCUCUGUGUUGCUGGAUUAACUCUUACAUCUCUAACGUCUGAAUCAUUACUCACAAAGGCACAACAUACUGCUAAAGAAGCUGAAAGUAUGUUGCUAAAUGUCUCAGGAAAACUUCUCAUGUUUCAAAGAGAUAGAUCCGCUCAGUCAAAACCUUCAAAAGGUGAUGAAAGAAAACUUAAACCACUUCCAUUUUAUUCCCCAAGUGUGGUAGCAACCUCUGUAGAAAAUAUUUGGGCUACAUCAAAAGCAAAUUCAGGAAAAGUGCAAUUGAUGGAGGCACUGUGGCUUGGAUGCGGUGCACAUGGAAUGAAAGUUUGGUUGCCAUUAUAUCCGCGAAAUGAAGGCAAAGCCCACAACUUUAUGUCUAAGAGAAUUAUGCUUCCAUUCAAUGUAGAUAUAUAUCCACUAGCUGUGUUAUUUGAAGAUGCUGUUAUAUUAGGGGCAGCAUCAGAUGCCGUGUUUUAUGAAAACUCAUUCAGUGCUUCGCCUCCCUCUAACUUGGAUGGUGGUAAAAUAGCUCACUUACCAUUUUGUAUUUUAGAGAGAACUAGUCAAAUUUAUUUACACCAUAUUUUACGACAAUUGCUUCGUCGAAAUCUUGGAUUUCAUGCCUUAGACUUAGCUCGGUGUUGCACUGAAUUACCUUACUUCCCACAUGUUUUAGAACUUUUAUUGCAUGGUGUUUUAGAAGCCGAAGCAACAUCUAAAGCACCAAUUCCUGAUCCUUUACUUCCCAGGGUAGUUGCAUUUAUUCAAGAAUUCCCAGAAUUUUUACAAACAGUUGUUCACUGUGCUAGAAAGACUGAAGUUGCAUUGUGGCCUUAUUUAUUUUCAACAGUUGGAAAUCCUAAAGAUCUAUUUGAAGAAUGCUUAAAAGUUGGUGGAAAUCUAGAAACUGCAGCUUCAUACCUAAUAAUCUUACAAAAUUUAGAAAAUCCCAAAGUGAGUCGCCAACAUGCCACACUUCUUCUUGAGGCCUCUUUAGAAUCUAAUUGUUGGGAACUUUGUCGUGAUUUAGUGCGGUUUUUACAAGCUAUUGAUCCAAAUGAUGUUGAUUCGCCACCUCAUGGUUCAGUUAACCGUAUGUCUGGAUCAUCAAAUUAUCAGUCAAUACGUACAGCCAGUGUUGCUGGUGAUGCAAUUUCUAGAGAUGUUCCCAAACCAAAGGAAAAGCUCAAACAAACUGUGUCUGACUCAAAGGUUAUUUCCAGUAAAAAGCCUCUGCAACGUACCAAGUCCAAUGAAGCUUCAGCUGAGAAAGUAUACAUUGAUAUGAUAUUAUCUAGACAUGCCCGAAAACUUUUGAGUACAAACCAGAUAAGAACUUUGGGAUACUAUUCUGCCAAUAUGCAAGGUUUUCAGCUAGUGUCAUGGUUACGAAGAGAAAGAGUUCGAGCUGCUAAAUUGGAAGAUUUUGUGACUGCUGUUCGAGAUGUGCAUUCACAGUUUGAUUGGCCUUUACCCAUUCUAACUUACAACACAUAUCAUCAAAUGAAAAAAGACAUGGCUCUAUCAGUUUCUAGUUUAGCAUCGUCAUCUCUUCUGGAGGAGGACAUACUAGGAUCACCAACUUUUGCUAAUGGAACAGAUAGUAGCUUUGUUAUGUCUUCUCUUAGUUCCUCAGUGCCUCCACCACCUGACUCUUUUACAUGUAUGUCUCAAUCACAAUCUGAUGAUGUACUGCUCAGACCUCAAUUAUCAAAAACUGAAGAAAGUAGUUUAGCUACUAUGGAGAUCUCAGAUAGUAGCUCUUUAUUAGGUGAAUAUGAACUGGUGAAUGAUAUAGUUUUAGGAUGUGAACAACAAGAGACUCUCGAUCUGGAAACGAUGACGCAGGAAGCUGCAAAUCGUGGACCCCCUCAAUCAGAGAUAGAAUUACGAUAUUUAUUACAAAUAUUUUUGGAAGCAGGUUGUUUGGAGUGGGCUUUGGUGAUAGCAAUAGUUUUAAGAGAUACUCUUGGUGUUUCCAGAACUGUGAAUACUGCCAGUUUGACAGAUACUCAGUUGGAUAUGGUAGCUAGAAUGAGAGAAGGCUUGUCAUAUCUAGAACUGUGGGUGGAUACUGAAUGUGUUGGUUAUAAACCAUUCUUUCAUUCUAUUAGAAACCAGAUUCAAGUUUUAGCUAAGAUAAGUGAACAAACUGUAACAGAACGCCAGUCCUCUAUUUCUCCACGACAUUCUCCAACAUAUGAACUAGAAGAGGGAAAUUCUUCUCCUGUCAUACAAAAUAUUCGUGGUAAUGACAUGUUUACAGAAAAUGACAUUGAAAAUGAAGAGAAACAAAGUGAAUGUAUUUUAUCAUAA